This is a messenger RNA of Cucumis sativus (cucumber), 1397 nucleotides long. Its product is annotated as probable long-chain-alcohol O-fatty-acyltransferase 5. Bases 37 to 1116 code for a protein of 359 amino acids. NCBI's taxonomy places the organism in Eukaryota, Viridiplantae, Streptophyta, Magnoliopsida, Cucurbitales, Cucurbitaceae. The record is from RefSeq and is a predicted model, not a curated record. The transcript has a single exon. Gene Ontology annotation, biological process: lipid metabolic process.
CAUUGAAACUUUAUAAAAGCAAAAGCAAAAGCAAAUAUGGCUGUCAUGGAUGGAGAACUCAAGAGCUUCACGAAAGUCUCCCUCACAAUCAUGGUGUCUCUAUUAUACUCAUAUUUCAUAUCUUCAAAGCUUCCCAAAGGAAAAUUUAGGCUCAUCUCUCUCUUCCCUACUUUCUCUCUCUUCGCCCUUCUUCCCCUCUCUCUCUCCUCCGUCUUCCUCUCUGGUACCGUCGCCUUCUUCAUCACUUGGCUCACAACCUUCAAACUUCUUCUAUUUUCAUUCAAUUUAGGUCCUCUUGUUUCCGACCCACCAUUGACAUUCCCUCUCUUUGUCACAGUCGCUUGUCUUCCAAUCAAAAUAAAGCCAAGAGAAAUAGACCCAGAUUAUAAAUACCUUGAAAAAUAUGCCAAUCCCAAGUUGGGCCUAAAUUUGCCCGCCAAAAUCUUGCUUUUUGCCAUCUUGAUCGCCGCCGGUGACCACAUUGACCAGUUUCGGCCAAAUGUGAAGAUUUGUGUGUACUGUGUGACGCUAUAUCUCUUCGUCGAAUUUCUUCUUGGAGUGUCGAGUGCUAUUGUUCGAUCGUCAUUCGAUGGUGUUGUGCUUGAACCAUCGUCGAAUGAGCCUUACUUGGCAACAUCUCUCCAAGAUUUUUGGGGUAGGAGGUGGAAUUUGUUGGUGUCGAAUACUUUACGUUAUGGUAUUUACAGGCCAGUUCGAGCAGCAGUGGGUGGUGUAGUGGGGAAGAGGUGGGCGGCAGGAACGGGGGUGAUGGCGGUGUUUGUCGUUUCAGGAGUGAUGCAUGAGCAAUUGGUGUAUUACAUUACUAGAGAAGUGCCAACUUGGGAGGUCACAUGGUUCUUUGUUCUUCAAGGGGUGUGUGUGGUUCUGGAAUUUGAAUUGAAGACGGUUGUAGGACGACGAUGGCAGCCGCCUGCGGCGGUGGCAUGGCUGUUAACGCUGUCGUUUCUGGUGGUCACUGCUUCAUGGCUGUUUUUUCCGCCACUAAUGAGAGCUGGUAUUUUUGCUGGACUUCUUAAGGAAUUGAAGAUGGUGGAACGGUUGGUGUGGAAACUCAUUUUAAGUUUAUUCCAAAAAUACUACAUUAAAAGCGCUUAAGAACUAGUUAGUAACGCUACGAAAAUAGAAGCUUCAACCAUUAAAUGUGCUUUCAAUUAUUUGUUGUGGUGGCAAAUUUAUGUGGGGUUCUACCACACUUAAUUAUUGCUUGUUUGGUAGAGAACUCCAAGUCAAAAACAAAAAAAGAAAAAAGGAAACAAUAAAAUAAGGGAUUAAAUAAAGGGACAUUGUUCACACCAGAUUUUAAAGAGAUAUACUUCCUAAAAUUGAACUUUGAUAUAUUGAUAAAUAUUGUUAAUACAAUCUCUAGUAUUUACUCA